This is a messenger RNA of Scophthalmus maximus (turbot), 2122 nucleotides long. Its product is annotated as fibulin-7. Lineage: Eukaryota; Metazoa; Chordata; Actinopteri; Pleuronectiformes; Scophthalmidae. The record is from RefSeq and is a predicted model, not a curated record. Gene Ontology annotation, molecular function: calcium ion binding. The transcript is spliced from 8 exons. The coding region runs from base 156 to 1496 and encodes 446 amino acids.
CAGCAGCUUUUCCACUGCCAACUGUGUUUUUUCUCUCAGCUGAAGUCCCUGCACACACUCCGAGGGGCUGCCCACAAAGUUCAGGCUGCCUGCGACUUGUAACACGUUAGAGGACUGAUCGCAGACUGCACAUUGGAUUUGGUAUUGGAGGAAAUAUGUUUGUUUCAGCUGCAGUCGUCAUCACGUUAAUGUGUUCCUGCUCACUCCAUCCCAUUUUUGGACAGGACUGCCCAAGCAGGCAGGACAUACAGGGCUCUCUGAAGCAGGUCCAGAAGCUUCUCUCAGCCCAUGAAGCCUCCUACAUGCAGAGUCUACGCAACCUGAAGAAGAAGAUAAACUUAUUGCAGAGCAAUGCAGGGAAGCAGACAGCGAAGGCCACCAACAGCACCUGCGCAAAGUUGGACGCACCCAUCAAUGGAAGGAAACUCGGCAGGUCACACAGUGUGAGCCACGAGGUUCACUUCCUGUGCGACCCGGGCUAUGAACUGGUGGGAUCAGAGAGCAGGGUUUGUCAGGAGAGCCUGACCUGGAGUGGCCAGCAGCCGACCUGCCGAGACAUCAAUGAGUGCGCGCCCUCUCCGUGCCUGAAUGGCGGGACGUGCGUGGACGAGGUGAACCAGUUCUCUUGUGUCUGUUCCAAAGGCUGGGCUGGAGCGACCUGUCAGAGCCCUGUGCCAACAUUCUUCGUUACCAUGACAAACACCUCCGUAGCCACCGCUGCUGCAGCAGCUACCUUGCCAGCUGCCACCGCUGGGCCCUUUGUUCGUCCAUCACGUUGCUCUUUGGUGCAGGGGACAACCCACUGCACCUGUGAGCCAGGAUACACCAUCUCUGGCAGGGACAGCAACACCUGCACUGAUAUAGAUGAAUGUGAGCUAUUCCAUAAUGGCCAAGCUGGGAAACUGUGUUUACAUGCCUGUAUCAACACCCCUGGAGGCUACCGCUGCUCCUGUCCGGUUGGAUAUAAUGCGACCCGCGACGGACGCAGCUGUAAAGACAUCGACGAGUGUGCCACCAGACAAAACAACUGCACAAAGGACCAGAUGUGCAUCAACACAUAUGGGGGUUUCCAGUGUGUCCACGUGGACUGCCCCAAAAUUCCUAAUGCUACAUAUGUCAAGACGUCGCCCAUGCGCUGUGAACGUAACCCCUGUCCUGCGGACAACAAGGCAUGUUCUCAGACCCCAAAUUCCUUCUCCUACCAUUACAUGGCUGUCGUGUCCAACCUGUCAGCUCCUCGAGUCAUGUUCAGGGUCUCAGCAUUGCGUCCAAUGGGCGAUACGCUUCGCUUCUCCCUGCUGGGGGGGAGGUUAGCUCGGCGCCACUUCACAGUCCAGCGUUCAGACCGUCUGACAGGUCAACUGAUGCUGGUGAGCCCCAUUCAGGGGCCGGCCACUUUGGAGGCAGAAGUGGAGAUGAGCGAGCUGGAGAGACGUGUCCAGCUGGGAAGGUACAUCACCAAAAUCACCGUAUUUGUUUCCCAGUAUGAGUUCUAGAAAGAAAAGGAUGAAGGUGGAAACACUGUUAGAUCACUUUGGGAAAACAAAGGUCUGGUUUGGACAUUUGGUCAUGGAUGUGUGAUACUCUGAUCUAUUGUGGUGACCAUCUUCAAAGUCACCUGUACUGUUGCUGAAGGAGAUGCUGCAGCUUGGUGUCAAAACUGUAGUAAAGUAAGCAUGGAGUGGUGACCUGGUGUGUCUUCCAAUCAUGUAUGUGAUAAAUGUUUCUGAGUUUUUGAUCUUUAGAAGCAUUGGUAUCAAGCUCAAGAAAGAGGAGCAAAUGACUGAUGAAUGUUUUAGGGACUUCAGUAUAAGAACAUGAGUUUUGUCAGGAAUAAGCAAAACAUAAUUAUUUCACAAAGAUAUAAAUCAGUGUAUAGGAGAUAAAAAAGGGGAAUGACUUAAUAUGGACAAUAAACCAGCCCUCAACUGAAGGGAAACUGAAUCAGAACAUAUGUAGACAUUCCACCCUGAAAGAAAUUCUCUAGCUAUCUUUACAUACAUGCUUUGUAUAUGGACAUGUAAUCACGAUGUGUGAUAAUUUUGUAAUCCUUUGUACUAUCAUGUUUUAUUCUGUAAAGUGAAAUCUCCGAUGCAAUCAUUAAAUCACCAUGUAAACCAUA